Entelurus aequoreus (snake pipefish) is the source of this 2673-nucleotide messenger RNA. RefSeq names its product biotinidase-like. NCBI's taxonomy places the organism in Eukaryota, Metazoa, Chordata, Actinopteri, Syngnathiformes, Syngnathidae. The record is from RefSeq and is a predicted model, not a curated record. Gene Ontology annotation, molecular function: hydrolase activity, acting on carbon-nitrogen (but not peptide) bonds, in linear amides. Bases 920 to 2437 code for a protein of 505 amino acids. The transcript is spliced from 7 exons.
GUUUGUUGUAAAACAUGUUUUUAUAAAUGUACAAACCACGUGGAAAGCGAAACUUUAAACAAAACGUGUAGUUUUUGAUGAUUUGAUAUUACCAGUCGAUAAUUUUACGAACCGUUGUUUUAAAACAAUCAAGCGGAUCGUGGACUGGCAUCCAGAAGGGGCCCCGAAAAAUACUAUUUCCGGUUUACGGCAGUCCACGCUUUCAAAAUAGAGGUUUUUGUUUACAUAAGAGUUUUUUCCCUCGGUGAGGGAUUUAAAAGUGGACGUUCACGGGUGGCUUGGUCAAACUUGGCGCAUAUGUCAGCUGUUUAAAAGACACUUCAAAAAUUCAACCGGCGGUGAGAAAAUGUACAAAAUGUAUGUUCUCACUGUCGCAUACUUUAUUACAUAAUAUGUUUAUUUUUCCAAACAAAUGAGAGUUGUCAUUAAAACUGCCUGAUCAGUUUGCGCAUGUGCAAACAACUUCUUGCCGUACUUAAGUUUUACGACGCCGGCGUGUCGUAAAACAUUUUAAAAAAUGUACAAAGUACGUGGAAAGCGAAACUUUAAACAAAGUGUGUAGUUGUCGAUUCUUUGAUAUUAUCAGUCGAUUUUUUUACGAACUGUUUUAAAACAGUCACGCGAAUAGUGGAGUGACACCAAGGCAUCCAGAAAGGGUGCUGUCACGUGAUACUGCCUAUAAACAUUCUACUUCCGGUUAACGGUAGUCCACGAGCGUGUAGCGUGCUUUCAAAAUAAAUGUUUUUGUUUACUUGAGUUUUUUCCCCUCGGUGAGGGAUUUAAAAGCUCCAAUGUCCCAGUGGACUUGCGUCAUCUUGGUUAAUUAAUGUCAGUCUGCGUUACAAAAUGUCUUACCUGCUGACCUUGUUCGGCUGGUAAGACACACCUGGAACAACUUUGUGUACUUCCAGUAGUAAUCAUGUCGCUGCAGGUAACUCUUAUGCUUAUGGCGGUGUGGACGUUCACGGCAGCUUUUGGUCAAGCUUGGCACACUUUGGACUCCUCGUACGUCGCUGCGGUGUACGAACAUCACCUGAUCCAAAACCCGAACCCCCUGGUCCCCGUGUCCCGGCACCAGGCCCUCCAGCACAUGCAGAAGAACUUGGACGUCUACGAGGCGCAAGCAGCUCUGGCAGCCCAGCAGGGUGCAGACAUCGUGGUGUUUCCAGAAGAUGGUCUUCAGGGGUUCAACUUCAGCCGCUCCUCUAUUUCCGGCUACCUGGAGACGGUUCCUGACCCCCGAGAGGAGAAGUGGAACCCCUGCACGGAGCCCAGCAGGUUUAACAACACAGAGGUUCUGCAGCAGUUGAGCUGCAUGGCUCGCCGCCACAACCUCUACGUGGUAGCCAACAUGGCCGACCUGCAGCCCUGCCCCCUGAGGACAGACCCCGCCUCUUCCUGUCCCCCCGAUGGACGCUGGCAGUUCAACACCGACGUGGUUUUCAGGUCAGACGGGCUGCUGGUGGCGCGUUACCAUAAGCACAACCUUUAUUUUGAAGGGGCUUUUGACGCACCGCCGCGGCUGGAGGUCGUAACGUUCGAUACACCUUUCGCCGGGACGUUUGGCCUCAUUACCUGCUUUGACAUCCUCUUCUUUGAGCCCACAAUAGUCCUCCUGGAGAGAGGUGUGCGUCAGCUGAUCUUCCCCACCGCCUGGAUGAACCAGCUGCCCCUACUGGACACAACACAGUUCCAGCGGGCGUUCAGCCUGGGCGCCAACGUCACGCUGCUCGCCGCCAACAUCCGCCACGAUGGACUGAUCAUGACAGGAAGUGGCGUCUACACCCCCUUCACAGCCGCCUACCACCACGCUCAAAGAGGGGACCCCGAGGAGGGCCGGCUGGUCGUGGCCAGGGUCCCGGUGUUGGAGCCACAGUGGGACGAGGAGGAGGGGGGCGGAGUCAAGGGGGGGGCCACAGACCCCCAUUAUUGUCACCAAGACAGCUGUGCUUGGUCUGCACCACCCACCUUCACCGCCUCCAUGAUGUAUGAUCCCUUUCAGUUUGUCCUCCUCAACCACACAAAAGGCCAAGUAGAGGUGUGCCAUGGCAGUUUCUGCUGUCGCCUGCAGUUCCAGAAGUUUCCAGAGGGGGUCAGUAAAGAGCUCUAUGCACUGGGAGCUUUUGAAGGCACUCACACAGUCAACGGGCGUUAUGCUCUGCAGGUGUGUGCAGUGGUCCGCUGUGCAGGGAUGGAGGCGGCCUCUUGUGGACAGGUAGUGGAAGAAGCAGACACUAAAUUCAACUUCACGCUUGAGGCCCAAUUUGGGAGCAAAUAUGUUUACCCAUCUGUUCUGGUGAGUGCUUACGUCCUGGAGCAGCCUGACCAUGUGGAGAAGACUGGAGACGGGAGGAUGACCAUGAAACAUGCAAACACAGCAGGAGGGCUGGUCACCGCCUGCUUGUACGGACGUGUCUAUCACCUGGACAAGCAGUGAAGCACACAAACUGACCAGACAUGUGUAACACUGCACACACCUGAAAUGGUGUGGUUUGAAAAUCAGGAAAUAACUUUAUUCUUUGCUCCUACUUUACAAACAUCACACCAAAGACUGCAGGAAAGGUGCUGGUUCUCAAAAAGCAAAUAAUUAUUUCUCUCUCUCUCACGCACACUACAUAAACAUGGAGUGGUGUGGCUGCAGGUGCACCAACAAUCUUUCAGUAAUAAAAAAGA